AUGCCUCCUGUUUUAGAUGGUGUAGUGCCAGAGGUUGGAGUUUUUAUCCUCCCAAAAUGUGUUUCUGACGCCAAGGUGACCGUAUUUGAGCUUCCUCAUCCAUCAAAUAACAGAUCUAAGAAACCUAUUAGGGUAUUUAUUCACAACGAUGUCGUGUAUCAAUUACAAACCCAGAAAUUCAGUCAUGGUUGUCCAUAUACCAAAGAGGAGGAUAAAGCUAACGAUAGGUAUCAUUACACUGCCGAUAAUCAGACUUAUAAAUCAGCAAUUGUCCUUAAUGAGCAUAAUCCUGAAGAGAGCUUUGUUUUAGAAUCAGGGACUUUUGAAUAUCAUACUAAAUACGAUCUGACAUUCUCUCUAUGCCGAUAUUUCUAUCGUUCUAAUGUUGUGGACAGCGAAGAAGACUAUAUACCAGAUAUUAUUCCCACGAAUACAAAACCUGACUUCAACUUUUUAACGGUAAGAGACUGGCAUGAUCAAUUAAUCGAUCAAGAUGUGCCGGAAUGGUGUCAUGUGCCAUUAAGUGUUCUUGAGACCUCAUUGGAAAGAAUAUGUGAUAUUGUUGAAGAACGUGAGGAAAACUACUUCAAGAUAAAUCCAGAGAAGAUUACUAAAUGGUUAGCACAGAAAGUCCUCAAAAUUCUAAAGGUGUUCCCUAGUUCAUUACCAUUGCCAGAUGAUAUUCCAGAGGAGUAUUUAAAUGACAUCAAACUAGCCUGGUCGACGAAUUUGCUGAUCUCAUUGCUUCCCCAACAAGUGUAUUGGAUGUUGCGUAAUUAUUCUGAUCCUGAGGCCGAUAUUAAGAAUGCUUUUAAUGUACUAGAAAAGUACAGAGCUGAGAUUACUGACAAACAGAAAGAAAAUAACAUCUUAAUUAAAGCUGUGAUGUCAGCCGGUCUACAGCAAGGCUCUUAUAACGCAGGACGCCAACCACGUUUGGCUACCAAUACUAAAGCCCCUACAAAGAAAAAGGUUGCACUUGGAAAAGGAGCAAUUGAUGCUUUCUUUAAAAAACGGUGA
This is a messenger RNA of Eremothecium cymbalariae DBVPG#7215, 1020 nucleotides long. RefSeq names its product Rnh202p (gene RNH202). NCBI's taxonomy places the organism in Eukaryota, Fungi, Ascomycota, Saccharomycetes, Saccharomycetales, Saccharomycetaceae. The record is from RefSeq and is a predicted model, not a curated record. The coding region runs from base 1 to 1020 and encodes 339 amino acids. The transcript has a single exon. Gene Ontology annotation, cellular component: nucleoplasm; ribonuclease H2 complex. Gene Ontology annotation, biological process: ribonucleotide metabolic process; RNA catabolic process.